This is a messenger RNA of Mycotypha africana, 849 nucleotides long. RefSeq names its product kinase-like domain-containing protein. Gene Ontology annotation, biological process: microtubule cytoskeleton organization; protein phosphorylation; intracellular signal transduction. The annotation marks the transcript as partial. The transcript has a single exon. Gene Ontology annotation, cellular component: cytoplasm. NCBI's taxonomy places the organism in Eukaryota, Fungi, Mucoromycota, Mucoromycetes, Mucorales, Mycotyphaceae. The record is from RefSeq and is a predicted model, not a curated record. Gene Ontology annotation, molecular function: tau-protein kinase activity; ATP binding; protein serine/threonine kinase activity.
GAUGAAUUGGAUGAUUAUGUGAUGGAUAGAAUGAUUGGAUUUGGCGGAUUUUCCACGGUCCGUCGAGGAUUUUGCAUCUCUGAUGGUCAUCAUGUUGCUAUCAAAAUCAUCAAGUUUGAUGCUGCUGCUGCUUCCGCCGAGGAAGACGGCGCUUUACCGUUGUUGCUGGAAAGAGAGUUGUCUAUUUGGAAAUCUCUUUGCCAUCCGAAUAUCGUUUGCUUACAAAAGAUAUUGGAAACCGACCAUGCGCUUUAUUUGAUCUGCGAUUAUUGUUCGGGAGGCAGUUUAUUGAGCAAAGUGAAAGAAGCGCAUUCUCAUGGCGGCGGAGGCGGCGGAUGGAGUGAGCUGGAGGCGCGUGGUAUCUUUAGAGACGUUUGUCAAGCCGUCUCUUAUUUGCAUGAAGAAGCCAAGGUUUGCCAUAAAGAUUUGAAAUUGGAAAACAUCUUGUUGGAUGAUCAAGCCCAUUGCGCCAAAGUAUGUGAUUUCGGACUCGCCUUACCUUUCGGCUGUGCCAGUAGUAGUAGUAGUAGUAGUGCAGAAGGUCGACCCGGUGGCUCUUUGGCUUACAUGUCACCCGAACAGUUGACAACGUCCUCCACGACCCCCACAAUGACUUCUCCGUCUUCUGACAUUUGGUCUCUGGGAGUGAUACUCUAUGCGAUGGUGACAGGAAAACUACCCUUUUGGGACGAAUACGAGUUACGUUUGCAGCAGAAAAUCUUGAUCGGACAGUAUCCUGAGCCAAACAAUGCGUCAAGCGAUGUGCAAACAUUGAUCCGUGGUUGUUUAAAUAGGGAUCCACAGAAACGAUGGACGAUCAAACAAGUCUUGGCGUCCUCUUGGCUGAAA